This is a messenger RNA of Epinephelus moara (kelp grouper), 3477 nucleotides long. RefSeq lists its product as uncharacterized. The record is from RefSeq and is a predicted model, not a curated record. The transcript is spliced from 4 exons. Bases 91 to 1032 code for a protein of 313 amino acids. Lineage: Eukaryota; Metazoa; Chordata; Actinopteri; Perciformes; Serranidae.
UUCUGAAGGAGGAACGAACGACCAAGCAGUCUUUUCUUUCGAAGGACACUUGACAAAAACACUAAAACGAAGAACUAAAAAUAAAUAACAAUGGAGUUUGAGGAUCACGCUUACACCAGCACCACUUAUGACAAAACCAGACCCGUGGAGUUCACGUAUAAAAUGACUACUAAUGAAAUCGAGGAGUUUGUGAAGCUGAGGGUUUCAAAUAAUUACCUCUUCUCUGGAAGGAGAAAUACCUCCAUGUGGGCAUGGAGGGCCAUCCUGAAACACAUGGGCCUGCAAAACAAGAUGACUCAUAUUCAAGCAUCCAAAAAGUGGGAGAACAUGAAGAAAAGAUACAAGGAUCUAAAGAACCCUCCAGAUGGGGUGAAAGUGUUCCCUGAUGCAUGGCCUUAUUUCAAUCUGAUGGACGACGCCAUGGAGGGUCGGCUGGAAGGCAACGCCCCCAUCCUCAAGGCCCUCUCCAACACUUGCGAUUUCGUAGCCAUCUCCAGACCCAAGAGGAGGAAGGUGGUGACCUCCCCCGUGCCUUCGUUAACAGGCGGGCCAGAGAUCGAGGUGUCGCUGAAUGGAGAUGAGGACGAAGAAGGAAACCAGGAGAUGGAUAACGCCAUGCAAGAGAUGGAGCACGGGAGGAGCUUGAUGGACAGUGAAAGACAGGUGAUGGAGAGGGAGAAACAGGUGAUGGAGAGGGAGCGGCAGGUGCUACAGAGGGAGAGGGCGGUGCUGGAACGGGAGGUCGCCGCUCUGGACCGAGACCGAGCCUCGCUGGAGAGGGAGCGGGCGACGAUAGAGAGGGAGAAGGCGGUGAUGGAGAGGGAGAGGGUGGCGAUGGAGAGGGACAGAGAUGCUGUGAGCAGGGAGCGGCUGGCGCUGCAGCAGGAGAGAGCACGACUGGAGAGAAUGUCUGCACCCAAAGAAAGGACUGAGGGGGUGACAGAAGAGAGCAGCGGGGUGAGCGACUCAGACGUCACGGACAGGAAGGAGAGGUUCCUCAACCUGUUUGAAAAACUGAUUGAAAAUGUUUGAUUUAUGUUUUUUUUUUUUUUGCACCAAACUUUCCCCCCAAAAACACACUUCUGGUUGCAUCUGCGUAUUAGAGGUCGACUGAUGUAUUGGUUUGGCUGAUAGGACGUUAAACGAACCAUCGUGUGGUAUGUGGACGAUGGCUGCCACUUCCUGGUUCAAAUUAAAAUCUGUUGUUUCAAAAUAUAAGCCCUAUAGUGUUUCAUACACAGUCAAGCCAGCAGCAGCCUCUGAGGCUGAAUGAAUUAAUAACGCCAACAUGAGAGUGACGAAAACUCUAGUUCAAACAGCGACUUGAGGCUGGCCUGAGAAGCCAGUUAGUUCCCAUGCACACCCAAGUGCCCAAUUUACAGCAGAAAUUAACAUGUUUACAGCCUGGUACAUAAACAUGGUUCUGUUCUCUAACGCUAAUUUAACAUUCAUGACAAUUGUACAAGGUGCAAAUGUUUGUAAGACUCACCAUUUGCAUUUUAUUAAGGGUCAAAGUUACGUAUAAUUAAGGACGGGCCGCUCUGAUGGACAGGCUGUCUGCUGAUAGCGUCCUCGGCCUCUCAGUCAGAUCCACCCCUUCACCUCCACAGCACCACCUUCUCACCCAAAUAUGGUCACGUAUAAAUCCAAAAAAACAAGAUGGCGACGGCCACGCCGCGGAACUGUAGGCUUCAAAAUAGGAGUCCACACACCAGUGGGGGGCAUCACAGUAGCUAUGUGCAGUAUUUUUACAGUCUAUGGUUUUGACCAAGUCUUGUUUGUGUGUUGUAUGAAUCCUAAACUACGUUUACACGCACAAAAUAUUCAGUUUUUUGCCGAAUUCUGAAACACAGUAUUCCUACUAAGCAUUUUACAUGACUAAUGAAAAUGAAUAUUCCACUAAUAUUCCCGUUUACACGCCGCCCUGCAUACUCUGAUUAAUGUGCCUUAACAAUAUGGAAAAGUGGAACGACUAGAGCUGCUUGUCAUUUUGCUUCUUUGCAUCAAAACAGGAUUUUUUUCAAAGUUUCAGACUUCAGACUUGUUGAACAUGGUGGUAACACAACCUCCUUCUUUCAUUCCUUCAAUGACCUUCUAGAACAGGGGUCUCAAACUCAAAUUAUAGCUGCUGCGCAGCGAUGGGUCGGGUCCGGGUAUAUUUAGGCAAUUCUGAGCAACAAGCAGAAGAAUUGGAAGACAUUUAGCAACACAAUCUGCCUUUUGCAUCAGCUGAGGCUUGAACUCACAACCUCUGAGACUAAGAAUCAAUUUCUAUCUCACUGAGCUAAUUAGUCAGUGACAAUUCAUGUGUAGCUUCACAAAUUGACUAAGCCAGACGUGCAGGUUUAGCAGCCGUCCAUGCAUGGAAAAGCAGAUUUCAAACCACUGUAAAAAAUUCAGUUAUCGAAACAAAAAUCUGAAAAUACACAUAUUGCAUCUAGACAGCAUGGAGAUGUUGGUAAUUUGUUUGUAACAAUGAUUGAUUUGCUCCAUAAGUGAAAAACUGAUGUUUAAAAUUGCCAUUUUUACAUUGACUCCAAUUGUUCACAUUAGAGCAAAAUUCAAAAUGCUGUCAAAAAUUCAGUUUUUGAGAUAAAAUUCUGAAAUUUGCCACACAUCAUCUACCAUGACUCUAGAAUUUUGUCAUUUUUUUCAUGAACAUUGAAGAUUUAUUUAGCAAGAAUUUGCAUGUAUAUGUUUACAGUACCGUUUACAGUCAAACAUUUUGAUGCACUGUAGGCUCAAUUUUUGAUAAAUCAAAAAUCUGAGAAACGUAGUUUUUGUAGGACAGUCUGAAGAUGCUCUGUAGCAAGUUUGGUGUCAAUUGAGCAAAAAUUGUGGGAGGAGAUAGGUUUAAGAAGUUUUACAGUUUUUGAAAAAAACAGAGUGAUGAACUUCAUAAUUUUUAAUAGGUUUAAAUGUACAAAAGUUUCUUCAGUAUUGGGGCUACAGUUUGAUGAAAGUUGUGAAGUUGUAGCACGUAUGGUUGAUUUGUUAUGAAUUUUCAAAGUUUUGAACUUUAGAUGCUUGCUGUAGCGCCACCAUCAGGACUAUUGGCUUGAGUUUACAGCUGAGGAUAUCUGGCAUGAGACUGGACCUUUGUGCAAAGUUUGGUGAGUUUUCACCCAUGGGAAGUAUGAUUUGCUCGGAAGAAGAAAGAAGUAUUCAAGUAUUCCACAAAAAGUUGAAAUAAAAAAACAAACGUUCAACUGUUUGAACAACUGUACUUCUCAACAUGAACUAUUUUUUGACUUGCUACCAGACACCUGAGAGUGCUUCUUCUCAGACAGCCUGGCCACAUUUGCUCUGAGGGAGGCGGCAGUUGAAACCCUCAAUAUGGCUUGAAGAUGAGCAUCACUGAGUCUGGACCUAGUCUUUGAUUUAUUAAAGUACAUGGUGGAGAAUAGUUUUUCACAGAUAUAUGUGCUUCCAAAAAGGCACAUGGUCCUCUUGAACAUCCUGGAAAGCUCUGGGAAG